AUGCAAUUAGCAAACUCCAGCCACCCAGCUUCCAUUCCAACUCUUUGCAACAACAUGUCUGAAAGGGUUUAUCUAGCUUCAUUUCUCAUUGUCACCAGCUUCCUCUCCACCAUCAGCCAUUUCUAUAUGCUUGCCGAAGCCGGCGCCUUCCCAGAUGAUGACAUCUUCGCCUUAGACAUUGUGUCAAAAAUCCGCACAGACCGCAACUCAACCAUGAAGGCCUCUAUGGACUUUGGCCACAUUGUGGAAGCUAUCCCAAACGGGGUACUCCAUCCGACCUCACCCAACGACAUUGCCGCCCUAAUCCUGCUCUCACUCCCCCAGCCAAAGCCCUUCACAGUGGCGCCACGCGUGCAAGGGCACUCAGCUCGAGGGCAAGCCCUCGCCCCAGGCGUCGUCGUCGUCGACAUGCGCUCGCUCGGCCAUGAUCACCGUGUUGAUGGUCGCUGCCGCAUGAAUGUGUCCACCCACGAGCUGUGGGUGGACGUCGGCGGCGAGCAGCUAUGGUUCGACGUCCUCCACACUACGCUCGAGCACGGCCUCGCGCCACGCGUGUAG
Miscanthus lutarioriparius is the source of this 558-nucleotide messenger RNA. The record is from the annotation of a GenBank genome assembly. NCBI's taxonomy places the organism in Eukaryota, Viridiplantae, Streptophyta, Magnoliopsida, Poales, Poaceae.